Danaus chrysippus (African queen) is the source of this 2136-nucleotide messenger RNA. The record is from the annotation of a GenBank genome assembly. NCBI's taxonomy places the organism in Eukaryota, Metazoa, Arthropoda, Insecta, Lepidoptera, Nymphalidae.
AUGGGAGAUGCCCCGACUUCCGAUAUGGACUCUAAUAAAGUUAUUCUUGGAAGCGAAAAUCCAUCCGAUGUGGACCGGCGACCGUUUGGAGGUCUGGAAUUCCAAGUUUCCGAGGUAGUAGAGAGGUUGGAGGCUGGUGUGAAUGCCCAAGAUGCCACGGAAGAAGAAAAAAAGCCGGAAGAACGGAAAAUAAGCACGGGGUUCUUCGAGCCAGAAAAAAUGGAUAUGGAUGAAAUUUUGAAGGUCCUAGAACAACUAGUACUUAAAACGGACCCAAGUUGUGAAAGCAUGGAACCACCUUUAUUGCCCACGGAUUCUGUGACGCGAGCCGCAAUACUAUCUCAUAGUAUUUCGGCAUUAUUCUCGAGGUUGGAGAGGAGCCACGCUGCCCGGCUUGGAACGCACAUAGCUACUGAAACCACGCGAUGGAUGGCGCAUUUAUUUAGGUUGUCUGAUUACAACGCGUAUUAUCACCAAGAGCAGCUCGAGGGUCUGGUGAGAGUCACUCGGAUGCUGCUACACCACAAGUACCCCAGAUAUCUAGAGGAUGGAGCACUAGCCUUCUCGAACCGCCUACCCUCCAUCUACAGCUGUGUAGCGAGUCCGCUAGGCGUUGUCCAACACUUGUGCCGACAGCUGGGUCUGCCUCUCGCCUGCGUUAGACCCGUACCAGUUGAUUCAUCAGGUAAGGGUAUGGAUCUAAAUGCUCUCGAUCGUCUCUGUGAGGAGGACGCGGCCGCUCGUACUCCUCUCCUAGUGCUAGGCGAGGCGGGCGGACCUCCCCUCGGCGGGGGUUCCCCGCUGAGAGCGCUGGCUGAACUCUGUGGACGUAGAGGGGUGCACUUACAUGUGAGGGGACACGCCCUCGCACUACCCGCCGCUGGGGGAUUUGAACAGACUUACAGUAUAGCUGACUCACUGACACUUCAACCGGGUCCUUGGUUCGGAAUACCGGGAUUGCCUACUGUUACAUUUUACAAAAUACCGGAACCGCUGACGGUGAAUGAUCACUCCAAAGUUGUUAAUUCGGCGAGUAGUCGCGAGGGUGCCUUAGCCGCACUAGGAGGUCUCACGGCCGGAGCAGCUCGUCUGGCUGCUCUGCCACUGUGGACCGCGGCGCGAGCAGCUGGCGCUAAAAGACUAGCAAGAAGAAUAGACGCGGCCUUCCGCUCAGCAAGAACAGUUAGGGCUUUGAUAGCCGGCACGGAGCUGAGACUACUGAGUGAUAGACCCGGCGGUGAUGAACCUCCCAAUAUGGAUAUAGUAGAUGCCAUAAGUGAAUCCUCAGCGUGCGUGUCCUUCCAAUUCGCGCCAGCAGGUUGCGCUGAGCGACCACCCCCCUACUACGAUAAACUCAACUCGUGGUUGGGACAAGUGUUGCAACGAGAGGCUGAUAUGAUAAAUAUAGAAAUAUGCGAAACCGAGAGCUACGGCGUAGUUCUCCGCUACUGUCCGCUAGAGGGCGUCUUCAUGGAAGAAGACCGUUUGUCAGAGUGGGCGGCCGUGUUAGACGCUCAGCUACACGUACUCACUGCUACCGUCGCGCUAAGAGAACCCUUCCAAAAGACAUUACAAGCACACCCCAGUCUAAGACUCGUACAUGUGCCGGGAUGGGCUGGUCUUGGUGGAGUUCGUUAUGUACCACCUGGCUGGGAGGAUGCUCCUCUUGAGGAACUGAACUCUUUGAACAGACAGUUGGUUGAAACAUUGAGGGCUACCGAUGGGGCCUUCUCAUGUGGGGACGGAGAAGAUGGUAUGGCAUGUGUCAGGUUUGGUAUGGUGACUGCUGACACAGAUGUCGAUGAAUUGUUAGAUCUAGUAUUGUCAGCGGGUAAGGAUGUUGAGGAGAACUCUAAGGCUCUCACUGAUAUGACCGAGGUGUUGAAGAAAGGUAUAUCAGCGGCUCAAGAAGAACUGGAUCGUUCAGCGUGGCAGGAAGGCUUACUUCGUCGUGUGCCAGUAGUAGGUCGGGUUGUGUCCUGGUGGGCUCCGCCACAACCCUGCCCCGGCCGACGGCUACUGUUGACCCACGGCACCUUGCAGGCGACUGACGAUAUCUAUCGAUUAGUUCAGAAGAAAGACAAAGAGGAGCCAGCCCGCGCUCACUCACCAACGAGACAGAACACGGCUCCAUAA